CAAAAAAAAUCAAAUCAAAAUUAGUCUUUACCUAUUCCUUUUUGGAUCUACAAAUUUAGUGUUAAUAUAGUUAUGCAAGAUUCAAUAAUUUAGGCUAUAGUUCUUUUCUUUUAUGUUUUUUUGAUAAAUAAAUUUAGGCUAUAGUUUAGUCUCAAGAAUUAUUAAAAAAGUACACGUAUUUAUCUAUUUACACAAGCUGAAGCAACUGCUAUAUCUUUGAUCAGAUUAUAUAAAAGUAGUUUCCUUUUUUCCUUAUCUGAGAGACCAAUUUCCAUUUUUUUUUUUUAGGUUUUGUUUUCCUUUUACGAGACGUAUCACUCUAGUCUCUAUAUAAACUAAAGAUCGCAGCCGCUUAAAUUUUCAAAAGCCAGAUUAAGAGUUAAGCAGCUUCAUAGUCUCUCAACUCUCAAUUCGAUUUUGUGUCUCUCUCUCCAAAAAUCUCUUCUUAAAUUCAUAUUUGGUUCUUCAAUAAUUGAUACGAAACGAAACAUGGCGAUAGAGAAACAAGAUAUUAACGAGUCCCAGAUCGGACUCAACUUGUUCUCCAAGCGACGUCACAAUAAGACGGACUACGACAAACUCUGCUUCCUCAAUUCUCCAACAUUCAAUUCCUUGGGAUCACUAUCAUCUACUGAUGGAAUCAUCAUCAUCGAUGACGAUGAGGAGGUAACCCUAGAGCCGAAGAGGAAGAAGCCGAGAUUAGGGUCUUGGUGGGACAACGUCGAACCCUUCGACGAAUUAAGUUGCGUGGUCAAGGGGUCACCGGAGGCAAAGGAAGACAACGAUGUUGCAUCAAGAGCAGAUUCAUGUUUUUCUUCUACUGAUCCUCACGAGACGAAGAAGAACGACGAUGAGAGGUCUCUAUCGAAUAAGAAGGAGAACGACGAGAGUGUCGGUGAGAGUAGGACUAGGAAUAGGGGUUAUGAACACGUGACCCUUGAGGAUUUAGGGGUUUCGGUGGAAGAUCUCAAGAGUGUCCCAUGGGAAGCGUUACAUCCUACAUGGGAGAUUAGGUCGGAUCCAUGGCUUAAUGGCUAUAUUGAGGACCUUGGUCUCUCUUUAGUUUAAUUGCUUCUUUUAGUCUGUGUUUUUUACAGUUCUCGUGUUUAUGUUUUGUUUGUUUGGAAUUUGGAUGCUGCUUUUUCAUUCUGCCUAAAUCGAAAUUCUUGACAAAAAACAAUUUUUCUUCGGUCAAUUCUUUUAUAGUUUUAUUUAAAGCAAACAUAAACUACCAGAGUGAUAUUGUUAGCCAUAUAUAUCCAUCUCGUACAUGAGAGAAUUUUAAGUUGAAAACUGGCGAUCAAUUCUAAAUUACCAUUAGUUAUUUAAAACUCAUGAAACAAGGAUAUUCCAUAAGUACAUAACUAAAUAUAACUCUCUAUUCACGAAAAAAAAUAUAUACCUCAAUCAGUUGUAAUAUUUGUCUUCGUUCAUAAAUUUUUCAUCUAAAACUCCUUAAAUCUCAAUUGUAACACUGGAAUAAUCUCCAAUUCUCCAUGUCAUGAUUAUUAACGAAAAAACGAAAUUCACCGAACUACAGUAAAUCAAGAUUUUAUAAAAGCCCACUCUAA
Messenger RNA from Arabidopsis lyrata subsp. lyrata, 1571 nucleotides. RefSeq lists its product as uncharacterized. The record is from RefSeq and is a predicted model, not a curated record. The coding region runs from base 490 to 1068 and encodes 192 amino acids. Lineage: Eukaryota; Viridiplantae; Streptophyta; Magnoliopsida; Brassicales; Brassicaceae. The transcript has a single exon.